AUGAUUGUCAUUGUUUAUGAUUGUAGGUUAGCAUUUCAAAGUUAUUAAGCUGAUAUUACAAAAUAAUAAGAGUAAACAGUAUAAAAUUUAAUAAGUUUUCUGUAUAAUAUUUGUCGCUUUAAGUAUUUGUUUUAACGACUUAACAUACAUAACUUAUGCUUAAAGUUUUACUACCCGGAGAGUAAUUUUAAUCAUGUCUGAUGCUUGGGAGGAAAUUCAAGCUGUGAAGAGUAAGAGAAACAGUCUCAGAGAGAAACUUGAGAAGCGUAAAAAGGAACGGCAAAAUAUUUUAGGCGCUACACUCGCUAACGAUAAAGGGGAAAGUUCAGCAAGUAGCAAAGAAAAAUCUGUUCCCAGUCCUACAUCUCAGAAAACUGAAGCAUCAGAGAAGCCAAAACUACCGGUUCCAGUAGCAUCUUUAGAAGUGCGUCUAUUACAAGUGUUGUCCGACAUGCAGUUGCAACUGCCCGCUACAGCGAGUGCAUUGAUACCAGGCCUGGGCGAUGUUGAUACAGGAAUUGUUGCCAGUUUACUACAGAAAUUUGCAACACAGAAGUUAAUCACUAUCAAAGAACGUUUAGAAGGUGCAAUGGAUGCUGAAAUUGAGGUUGUUAGUGCGGAAUCUGUGAGACUGGGCGCAGUACUAACCGCUUUGAUAGAAGAACAAUCUGCUCCUGCUAAAAGAAAAGGUGACAGCACAAUAGAUGAAAGUACAAAUGUUAAAGUUGCAAAAAGUGUCACAGAUGACAAAAAGACGGCUAAAGGUGACACUGAUAUUAUGUCGCUGUUAGCAAUGCCUUCGAGUAGAGAAAAAGCAGUCAAAAGAGUGGGUGAGGAAAUAAUGGACCUUCUCAGUAAACCAACAGCAAAGGAGAAAUCAUUGGCCGAUAAAUUCAAAAGUCAAGGAGGUGCUCAAGUGAUGGAGUUCUGUCCGCACGGUACGCGCGCUGAGUGCGUGCGCAACGCUAAGUGCGAGCACGAGCACUAUGAGUGCAAAAAUCUACACAAGUACAGUCGGAUAUUUGUAACCUCGCUAUGUUUUUUUAGGUACGUCCAUUAUGAAGUAGAUAAUGCAGAUCCUAACAUCACGAAUAAAACAACAAACGAACCGGCAGCUAAAAAUUCACAAAAUGGUGCAAGUUUAGUUCCGAAGCCAGACGGAGUGUUGACUCUGACUCCUCCCCAAUGGAUACAAUGUGAUUUAAGAUAUUUGGAUAUGACGUUUUUAGCUCACUACAUGUCCCCUAUGAGGAGGGGCUCAGAAGGCUCUGAGUCUAUAUUUCUUAAAUGUUUUUGUACCAGGGCUAUGGAGUUAGGUCGGGAAUGUCUGAAAUUGUGGGGUUACGAGCGGGUAGACGAGUUAAUCUGGGUGAAGACCAACCAGCUGCAGCGCAUCAUCCGCACUGGACGUACUGGACACUGGCUCAACCACGGCAAGGAGCACUGUCUGGUCGGUAUGAAAGGCAACCCUGAGAAUUUGAACCGAGGUCUGGACUGUGACGUCAUCGUCGCCGAAGUAAGAGCCACCUCGCACAAGCCAGAUGAAAUAUAUGGCAUUAUUGAAAGAUUAAGUCCCGGCACAAGAAAAAUAGAAUUAUUCGGUCGACCGCAUAAUGUUCAACCUAAUUGGAUAACAUUAGGUAACCAAGUGGAUGGUGUCAGAUUAGUGGAACCGGACCUUAUAGCGGCGUUUAAGAAGCGAUACCCUGACGGCAAUUGUAUGGCCCCGCCUGCUGACCCUGGAUUGGCUUAGUGUAAACUUAAAUGGCUUAAACGUACACUGCCCUCAGUGAAUCCAUACUCUGAGUACCCUAAGGUUUGAUUAGGGCAACCACACUGGACUGUGGGUUGACUUUAUAUGUUUGAAUUUCUUCACCUAUCAUCCAUGUUUUCCUUCACCGUAGAAAUGGCGCGAAAUGUACAGUCGGGAAAACUGUCGGUGUUCCCCCUCAAAGUUGCAAUAGUUUCAACAUUUAGAAACGACACACUGACAAAAACCUAUACAAUGCAACUUAAAUGUAUCUAUCGGAAAAAAGUUGGUUAGUAACACAGUUUCUUUUUAUUAUCCCUUCAUUGUACCAUUCACGAUUUAAUUAGUUAUUUGUAGGAAGAGACGUUUGUCGUUACAAGGCACUUAUCCUUAAGUGAUACACUGCGGAUUUCCGCGAAUGUACACAUUGAGUUCGAAAAUCAUAGUACGGCGGGAUUCGAACCCAAGAUCUGUAGUUUACAAGUCAGUCACCCUUGAGUCACUGACGCUCCUUACUAAAAGUAUUACAUGAACUUAUUGUAUGAACACGGACUGAUUACAUAACUAGUAUAUAUGUGACGUAACUAACAGUUAGUUUUUAAGAAAAAAAUCAUUCGAUCUUAUAGAUUUAAAAAAAUAACUAAAAGUUGUAGAUAGAGCCAUCUAUUGUUGUUAAAAGUGUUUAGAUUAAAUGUUUUGAGGUUAGGUUUUUUUACAAUUCUGUAAAAUCGUACUGCCAACUAUUGUAAAUAUUUUUUUUUUACGUUCUGAAAUAAAACAGGCCUAUUUAGCGUUGUACAA
Papilio polytes (common Mormon) is the source of this 2551-nucleotide messenger RNA. RefSeq names its product N6-adenosine-methyltransferase 70 kDa subunit (gene Mettl3). Gene Ontology annotation, molecular function: mRNA m(6)A methyltransferase activity. The record is from RefSeq and is a predicted model, not a curated record. Gene Ontology annotation, cellular component: nucleus; RNA N6-methyladenosine methyltransferase complex. The transcript is spliced from 14 exons. NCBI's taxonomy places the organism in Eukaryota, Metazoa, Arthropoda, Insecta, Lepidoptera, Papilionidae. The coding region runs from base 194 to 1753 and encodes 519 amino acids.